UCGCCAUGAUUCCCCUAACAGAAAAAGACAAGAUUGUUGCUCAGCUGUUACUGAAAUUUGGAGCGUGCCCCCGCUGUGUUCUCCGGUUCUGCCGUGUGGGCCUGCAGGCUUUGUACAGGCAGCCUCCUAAGGAGUUACUUAGCGAACUGCGUGAGUUCCUAGAUAACAGCAAAGAGGAGGAGGAAUUAUCUUGUGAAACAGCAGAUCCACCGUGUAAAAGACCCAGGCUGGAGAAUACCAAAGAAUCUGAAGAGCAGACCCUGAAUGGAAGCCAUCAGCUGGAUAGUGCAGAGGAUGAUGGAAACACAUCUCCUGCUGCUUCUGAUGGAAAGAAUUCAAUGCCAGCUAUUUGUACAAUAUGCCUGGGGAUUCUGCAGGAGCUCUGCGAGGCAGAUUUUGUUAAAGCAGUGUGCCAUAAAAUUAAUUCCUCUGAAUAUCAGUUUUCCAGCUUUGUGUUUUCAGUGUCUUUUCCACCUCAGCUCUCUGUCAGGGAGCAUGCAGCGUGGCUGCUCGUAAAAGAAGAAACGGGGAAACAGAACCUGUUAGUGGAAAAAGAGGAUCUCGUUCAGCUGAAAGAAGCAUACAAGUGGAUUAUCCACCCCUUGUUCUUAGAAGAGAUGGGGGUCCCUGCUGAUGGCAAGAGCCUGUUUGAAGUCAGCGUGAUUUUUGCUCAUCCAGAAACCGACGAGGAUUGCCGUUUCCUAGCUUCAACCUGUCCUAGUUGUUUCAAGCCCGCAAAGAACAAGCAGUCUCUUUUCACCAGAAUGGCUGUUGUAAAGGCUUUGGAUGCAAUUAGCGAAGAAGAUUUCCAUAAGAACUUCAAAUCUCCUCCGAGUUUGCCUAAGACCGCUUGUGCAGCUGUCGACAUUCAGUGCACCCACGGUGCCGUCUUUGUGGCUGGAAGAUAUAACAAAUACUCAAGAACGUUACCUCAGACUCCCUGGAUUAUCGAUGGAGAAAGAAAAAUGGAGUCUUCGGUGGAAGAACUGAUCUCGGAGCCUCUCAUGGCUGCCUUCAAAGCAGACAGUUUUAAUUUUUCAUCCUCUGGAAGAGAAGACGUGGACGUGAGAACACUGGGAAACGGAAGGCCUUUCGCCAUUGAAUUGGUGAAUCCUCGGAGAGUCUGUUUCGACACAGCAGAAAUGAAGGCACUUCAGCAGACUAUCAAUAGCUCAUCAGACAAAGUCCAAGUUCGUGACUUGCAGCUUGUCACAAGGGAGGCCCUCGGACGCAUGAAGGAGGGAGAGGAAGAGAAGACCAAGACCUACAGUGCUUUAAUAUGGACGGAAAAAGCCGUCCAGAAGGAAGACAUUGCGUUUCUAGACAAUAUGCAGGAGUUAAAGCUUGAUCAAAAAACCCCACUGCGGGUCCUGCAUCGGCGACCACUAGCCGUCCGGGUUCGCAUCAUCCACACCAUGCGCUCUGAGUACAUCGACGAGCAUCAUUUCCGUCUCCAUCUGAAGACACAGGCAGGGACCUACAUCAAAGAAUUUGUGCAUGGGGAUUUUGGAAGGACGAAACCCCAUAUAGGAUCCCUCUUGGGGACAACAGCUGACAUCCUGGAACUGGAUGUGGAAUCCGUGGACGCGGAUUGGCCUCCGACUCUGGACGAUUAAUGGACCGUUUGAUUUUUCAAGAUGGGAAAGCUUUGAGGAAUGGCAGUCUCCACGGAACGCAACAGACAACGAAAGCGACUUGCAUUGCCCCGGUUGUUUUCUGGAGUGUUUUAGAUCAUGUUGAUCUGUCCCAGGUUUCUUUGUUUUAUAAUUAAGCAGUGUUGGUUGAAUGAGCCUUAAACACGGAGAAGAAUACAAUGGGACCUGCCUUCUGCGGCUGGCAGGGCUUUAAAUUUCCAGCAGAUGCCUUCUCCUGGGUUGAGGGAGUUCCUGUUUGCCGCCCUCACCCCAUUGACAGCUGUCCAGCCUUUUGUGUGGCAUUUUCAAAGGUCUGGAAUGGAGGCUUUCAGCAGCCCAGUUGCACCUUCUCAAAUAUGGACUGAAACUCUAGUCUUUUGACCAGGUUUACCCUCAUCAUGUAAAUACAUUCCUUGCCACCAAAGACCGAGAUCUUCCACACUCUUGUCUUUCCGAUUCAGGCAUGAAAGCUGGACCGUGAAGAAAGCGGAUGGGGGAAAAGAAACCUGAUUGGUUUGAAAAGUGUUUCUGCAGAAAAGCUUGGACUGCCAGAAAGACAAACGAGCGAGCCCUAAAUUGAAACAGACCUAGAGGCAAAAGCACUGAAGCGGAGGCUGCCCUACAUGUCAGGAGAAGGCAGGAUUCUCUAAAACGGACAAGAAUGCUGGGGAAAGUGGAAGGCAGCAGGAAAAGAGGAAGACCGGGCACAAGAUAGACUAACUCCCUAAAGGAAACCAUAGGCUUGAGUUUACAAGAGGUGAUCAGUCCUGUUGAGGACAAGAUUCCAGAGAUCAGUCCUUCGCAGGGUCACCGUGAGUCAGAGACAACUUGACAACACAAAAAAAAAAUUCUUGCAAAAUCCCAUCUCAUGGAUUUUCCAGCUAAGAAGGCAGAUUGGAAACUGGUGUGGAGGUUAACUCCCACCAGGAACAACUGACUGUGGGCCCCCCACCCCACCCCCAGACAUCCUUGGCUCCAAAGAUCAAAAGACACAGAAGGAGAUCUUUGUUAAUUCUGGCAAAAGCUUUCUGUUCAUUUACUCAAAUGCAGUGGUGUUCACCGCAGGUGGAAGCAGACAGAGGCCACUUUGCCAGGCCCAAGGGGCAUUUUUACCUUCUAGGUCUCUUGCAGGCCAUACCUGCACCUCAACCCAUCCACUAGACUCCGUCUGGAAAGCAGCUUUCGCCCCAAAAAAUGGCUGACUGCAAUAGAUAUAUGUGUGUGUGUUUGUGUAUAUAUAGUACCUCCAGGUAAGGGAGUAGCAAGAUCAUGGCAGCCGUCAAGAUCCUUCAACCCCUUUAGGGGCCGGGCAAAUUGUUAGCCUGUGGCAGUCAUUGCUGAACAGCCUUACAGCUCCGUCCUGCACAUCUUUACUCAGAAGCAAACCCCAUUGAUUUAAUUUCCCCCCCUCGCCCCCCCCCCCAUGGACCGUGCCUAUGAUGGCAGCCUCAGUCUUGAAUAUGUACCAUUAUUGACCUAAUCCUAAAUACAGAGGUCUUCACGGCCAAGCAGUGACCUAGAGGGGAUCUCUGGACUUCUGAAAUAGUAGCAUUUGACCAGUGUCAUCUACCAGGAAAGAAAGAAGAUCACGUGAUAGGUAGAGCAAGUUGGGAUGCGGGAUAAAGCAGAGCUCCACGUUCUUUUAAAUAAAGAAACUAAAAGGUUUUUUUCCCUUUA
Messenger RNA from Pogona vitticeps (central bearded dragon), 3311 nucleotides. The record is from RefSeq and is a predicted model, not a curated record. NCBI's taxonomy places the organism in Eukaryota, Metazoa, Chordata, Lepidosauria, Squamata, Agamidae.